This is a messenger RNA of Didymodactylos carnosus, 812 nucleotides long. NCBI's taxonomy places the organism in Eukaryota, Metazoa, Rotifera, Eurotatoria, Philodinida, Philodinidae. The record is from the annotation of a GenBank genome assembly.
CCCCCUCUUGACCUUCCCCUGGACCCAAGGGUGUGCCAUGCAAAUUUUGGCUGCUUUAGCUCUUACAGGGACUGAAUGCAUAGAGAACAAACAAACAAACAAACUUUCUUCUUUAUAUAUAUAGAUAAUGCAAGUUACGUUAAAAUAACGUUAAAAUAAUAUAACUGUUUCUACAUAUUUUUAAAUAUGUAGAAAGACUUAAAAGUCUUUCAUUCUGUAGGAAAUACACGUUCUCUUUUUCUUCUUCUUUAGUUUUCUCUGGGAAUCGAGAAGUAUGCCAACUGGAAUUUCGUUAAUUGUCGAAGAUUCACUUGACUUUCGCAAACUCUAAACUUUCGCCAAUAUCAUCAGUGUACUUUCGCUAAUUGGCAAGAGGACACUGAACUUUCGCCAAUACUACCCAUGGAUUUUCGCCAAUAAUUCAGUUGCAUUGUCUCAUAAUGCAAAUUACAAUGUUUUUAAACAAAAAAUAACAUGACUUGCAUUGAGAGACAAUACAAUCCAAGCCAUAAUUGGCGAAAGCCAAGUGGACAUUCGCCAAUUGGCGAGAGGGCACUGAACUUUCGCCAAUACUUCCCAUGGCCGCUCGCCAAUUGGCGAAAGUCGAGUGGUUCUUCGACAAUUGGCGAAAGUCAUAUUGGCGUACUUCCGUGAUACCUUUUCUCUUUUGUUUCUUAUAAUUUUUGGUGUUUUCACGCUUGAAAUUAUCUGAUAAAUUAUAAUUUUGAUCAGAUAUUGUCGUUUUUGAAGUUGAUAACGAAACAAUCGUCUCAUUAGAUACAGAUGACGAAGAAGAAGAAGACUCCGCUUGA